Messenger RNA from Amoebophrya sp. A25, 264 nucleotides. NCBI's taxonomy places the organism in Eukaryota, Dinophyceae, Syndiniales, Amoebophryaceae. The record is from the annotation of a GenBank genome assembly.
CGGCGUUUCUGCAAGCCCUAUGCUGGAAGUGUGCUUUCGCUGGAUGAUUUCAGUGAGUUUGCGCAUAAAUUCCGACUUCCCACUGCCGCGAAAGACCGGGAAAGGAAAAAAGCAAAGAAAACUAAAACUCGCCUUCCGGAGGUGCGUCUGACGCACAUCGCGGUCCGCUUUUUCCCGUGCGGCGGCCUCACGAGACUGCGAGUCCUCACGCGCAAGUCGGAACUCAAAAGUGAGCACUUGCGUGUUCUGGCAGAGGCGGACUGA